GUCACUUCAGACACUGACAGCACUCGCGCAAGGUGUUGACAACGGCGGUCCUGACUGACAAAAAACAUGGCAUCAACAUUUGUAACUCCGAAGGCAACGUUAAACGCGGAUGAAUAUCUGGUGUAUGCUGCUGAUAACGGAUUCUUUGGAGGCGUAAAAGCGGCUUUGAAAGCAGGUGCAGAUAUUGACUUUGAUACGCGGCACUGUGAGAUCUCACCCGCCAUCAUGGCCAUACCACCCUGUACGGCACUGUACGCUGCUUGUGUCAAGGGGUAUGUGGACAUAGUUAGACUGCUGCUCCGCAAGGGGGCGUCUAUGGUGAAGAGAACAGCGCAGUGUCUCGUUCCCCUUCAUGCAGCAGCGGCAGAAGGGUGGACAGAAGUGGUGGAACUGCUGGUGCAGCAUGGUGCAACAGUAGACACACAGGACGAAUCCAAGAACACUCCACUCAUGGCUGCAUGUGGCUACACUCAUGUCGACACAGUUCGGCGACUGAUUGAGCUCGGAGCAAAACCUGACUGUUUGGCAGACUGUUAUAUAGCUCCUAUAACCCCCAAAGCAGCCAAGAGGUUGGGGAAACAACUCGGUACCCGCGAAAACGAAGAGUGUAUGAAGCUGAUACAAGAGGCUAUUAAGACCAAGCUGUUGAGAUGCUGCAACCCUAGGUGUGGCAAACCAGGCUACAGGAAAACCCUGAAGCUGUGUGGCCGGUGCAAGCUGACCCGCUACUGCAGCCGUGACUGUCAGAUACAACACUGGUCUGUCGGACACAAGAAGUGCUGUGGGCAUGACGUGUACACUGACAAAGGACCACCACCCUUCCCUGAUAGGGUCGCGUACAUAGCAAAACGCCUCCUAGAACAUUUCGUCCAAGGGUAACUCUAGUUGACAUUUUGGCUCGUAAUGGCCUAUUGUAUUGACGAGGAACAACUACCCUUCCGUGAUAGACAUAAUCUCCAAGCAGAUCCACGGUGGCGUAAUAUAGUAUCAAACCCACCGUCUGACUCCCUUUGGCCGGCUAUACUCCUUGGUCAACUUUGAUACUAUAUUAUGGCACCGUAGGAUCUGUUUGGAGAUUACAUAGACACGCGUACAUGGCAAGACGCCUCCUAGAACAUUUAAUCAAGGGUAACUCCAUUUUCAACGCUGCAUCCUUACCGACGGCAGGAAAUAGUUUAUUAUUCCAUACACAAAAAGAAUUGUUCUGCACAUGAUACAGCCACAUGAUCAAAUGUAGUCCAAAGUAACAAGUUUGAUGCUACCAGACUUUAUGUAUAAUACAGCUAUUUCUCACUAUGGAUAAUGAUGUUGGCACUUUUUACGUAGAACAUGAUAAAUAUAAAAUGUUGUGGUAAAAGUCAUGCUGUGUUAUACAGUGUUAUACCUUGUUUGGUUUAUCUUAGAAACGAAACUAGUCGGCUUUUUAUGAAACAGCUUUGAGAGACUGUAAGGAUAUGAAUCAUAUGUACAACUUUUACAACGUUCAAUGACGACAUCAUGAAGCACGGUUGACUACACGAUUCUACUACAGCCAUAUACAUGUAGAAUGUAGAAUGAAAGAUCAGACUUUCAGAGCCAUGUUUAUCUCUCACUAUGAAUACAAGUAUUAUUGUGAUGGCAUCUUUAUGUAGAAAAUAACAUGACAUGUUUUCCUGUCUUCUUUUACACAUGUAUUCUGUCCAAAAGGUUAGAGACGGUUUUAUAUUUUUGGUUUGGUUUAUCUUGUUGAUGAUGGUAAAGUUAGAGUGUAUCAUUAAAAGUAGGAUUUUGUUUACAAAGCCACUUCUGUAGUGAACACUUCUAGCCUGGAUGUCAGAUUGUUUCAAAGGACCUCCCCUCGGCUCUAGGACCAACAGUCCUCAAGGAUCACGAGGGUAAAAAAUUGGAGACAUGCUGGCCCUAGAGCCAAGGAGUUAGCCAGUGUAGGCCCAUGAAACAGCCUGACAUCCAGGCUACCACAUUAUCGUUUUCUAUCUAUAGAGUGUUGUUAAAUCAAUAUCACUGUAUAAUCACUGAAGCGUGUUUCACCUAAUAAAAGUAACAGAGCGGA
Branchiostoma floridae (Florida lancelet) is the source of this 2050-nucleotide messenger RNA. RefSeq names its product serine/threonine-protein phosphatase 6 regulatory ankyrin repeat subunit B-like. NCBI's taxonomy places the organism in Eukaryota, Metazoa, Chordata, Leptocardii, Amphioxiformes, Branchiostomatidae. The coding region runs from base 67 to 879 and encodes 270 amino acids. Gene Ontology annotation, molecular function: protein binding. The record is from RefSeq and is a predicted model, not a curated record. The transcript is spliced from 5 exons.